AGAGAGAGCAAGAGACGCUGGGGAACAAGCCGGCGAGCGCCGGCGGCCCGGCCCCGACGGGAAAGGAGGCACCGGCGCAGGCCGCUUUCGGGUCUGAGGCUUCCUGACAGGGACGACGUUUCCCGAAAAGUACACCGCCGGGUGUCCCCAGGACCGGAGAGGGCGUACCCCAAGGCCGGCAGACGCUUCAACGCAGUGUGCAAAGCGGCUUCGCGGGAAGUCCCAGAACUGAUCUCCAGGACCAGGAAUCUUCUCCCAGCCUCUAGGGCCCCCCGCUCAGCCAAAGGCCUUCCCUGCCAUGCGACCUGUCAGUGUCUGGCAGUGGAGCCCACGGGGGCUGCUGCUGUGCCUGCUGUGCAGCUCGUGCCUGGGAUCUCCAUCCCCAUCCACGGCCCCUGAGAAGAGGGCCGGGAGCCAGGGGCUGCGGUUCCGGCUGGCCGGCUUCCCCAGGAAGCCCUUCGAGGGCCGUGUGGAGAUACAGCGAGCUGGCGAAUGGGGCACCAUCUGUGAUGAUGACUUCACGCUGCAGGCUGCCCAUAUCCUCUGCCGGGAGCUGGGCUUCACAGAGGCCACAGGCUGGACGCAUAGCGCCAAAUAUGGCCCUGGAACAGGCCGCAUCUGGCUGGACAACCUGAGCUGCAGUGGGACUGAGCAGAGUGUGACUGAAUGUGCCUCCAGGGGCUGGGGGAACAGUGACUGUACCCAUGAUGAGGAUGCCGGAGUCAUCUGCAAGGACCAGCGCCUCCCUGGCUUCUCCGACUCCAACGUCAUCGAGGUAGAGCAUCACCUGCAAGUGGAGGAGGUGCGACUUCGCCCAGCGGUUGGGCGGGGCAGGCGACCCCUGCCAGUGACUGAGGGACUGGUCGAAGUCAGGCUUUCCGAUGGCUGGUUGAAAGUGUGUGACAAAGGCUGGAGCUCCCACAAUAGCCACGUGAUCUGCGGGAUGCUGGGCUUCCCCAGCGAAAAGAGGGUCAACGCGGCUUUCUACAGACUGAUCCUGACUCUGCUGUUGUCUUAUCCUCACAGAAAGUUGAGGAAGCGAGCGGCCAAAGCUUCGGCCCGACGCCCCAAGCCCCUUGGAAGACCAGUCACCAAGCGUAAAGUCAAACCCAAAUCCCGAGUGGGCAGGGGGCCAAUCAAGAGGCUGCUGGCCCAGCGGCAGCAACACUCCUUUGGUCUGCAUGGGGUGGCGUGCGUGGGCACGGAGGCCCACCUCUCCCUCUGCUCCUUGGAGUUCUAUCGUGCCAAUGACACUACCAGGUGCCCUGGGGGGGCCCCUGCGGUGGUGAGCUGUGUGCCAGGUCCUCUCUACGCAGCAUCCAGUGGCCAGAAGAAGCAACAACAGGCAAAGCCUCAGGGGGAGGCCCGAGUACGUCUGAAGGGUGGGGCCUACCCUGGAGAGGGCCGGGUAGAAGUCCUGAAGGCUGGCACAUGGGGCACAGUCUGCGACCGCAAGUGGGACCUACAGGCAGCCAGCGUGGUGUGUCGGGAGCUGGGCUUCGGGAGUGCUCGAGAGGCUCUGAGUGGUGCCCGCAUGGGGCAGGGCAUGGGUGCCAUCCAUUUGAGUGAAGUUCGAUGCUCUGGACAUGAACCCUCCCUCUGGAAGUGCCCCCACAAGAACAUCACAGCUGAGGACUGUUCCCAUGUCCAGGAUGCUGGGGUCCGAUGCAACCUGCCCUACACUGGGUUAGAGACCAAGAUCCGAAUCAGUGGGGGCCGCAGCCGAUAUGAGGGGCGAGUCGAGGUGCAAAUAGGGAGACCUGGAUCCCUUCGCUGGGGUCUCAUCUGUGGGGAUGACUGGGGGACACUGGAGGCCAUGGUGGCCUGUAGGCAACUUGGACUAGGCUAUGCGAACCAUGGCUUGCAGGAGACCUGGUACUGGGACUCGGGGAAUAUAACAGAGGUGGUGAUGAGUGGAGUACGCUGCAUAGGGACUGAGCUGUCCCUGGACCAAUGUGCUCAUCAUGGCGCCCACAUCGCCUGCAAGAGGACAGAAACCCGCUUCACUGCUGGCGUCAUCUGUUCUGAGACUGCAUCAGACCUGCUGCUGCACUCAGCACUGGUGCAGGAGACCGCCUACAUCGAGGACCGGCCCCUGCACAUGCUGUACUGUGCUGCAGAAGAGAACUGCCUGGCCCGCUCAGCCCGCUCGGCCAACUGGCCGUACGGCCACCGGCGUCUACUCAGAUUCUCCUCCCAGAUUCACAACCUGGGCCGAGCGGACUUCAGGCCCAAGGCUGGGCGCCACUCUUGGGUGUGGCACGAGUGUCAUGGGCAUUACCACAGUAUGGACAUCUUCACUCACUAUGAUAUCCUGACCCCCAACGGCACCAAGGUGGCUGAGGGCCACAAAGCUAGUUUCUGUCUAGAAGACACCGAGUGUCAGGAGGAUGUCUCCAAGAGGUAUGAGUGUGCCAACUUUGGAGAGCAGGGCAUCACCGUGGGUUGCUGGGAUCUCUACCGGCAUGAUAUUGACUGCCAGUGGAUUGACAUCACAGAUGUGAAGCCAGGAAACUACAUUCUGCAGGUGGUCAUCAACCCCAAUUUUGAAGUAGCAGAGAGUGACUUCACCAAUAACGCAAUGAAAUGUAACUGCAAAUAUGAUGGACAUCGCAUCUGGGUGCACAACUGCCACAUUGGUGAUGCCUUCAGUGAAGAGGCCAACAAGAGGUUCGAGCGCUACCCUGGCCAGACCAGCAACCAGAUCGUCUAAGGUGCCAGCACCCACCUCUGCAAACCACCACUGGCCCCUAAUGGCAGGGGUCUGAGGCUGCCAUUACCUCAGGAGCUUACCAAGGAACCCGAUGUCAGCAGGCCCGCCGCACUUGUCCAGUGUUCACUGUGGAUGUGGAACUGUCAAGCAGAAGUUACCGCCCUCCUUCCUAGGCCAGCUGUCAGGAUCUGUGGCCAAGCAUGGGAAACCUGGCUCCCAGGCCCAGCACUGAGCUGAGCAGGCCACAAAGAGCAGCACCUGAUUAAUUGGCCAGAACGACAGACAGCAACAGCUUGUUCUUGAAUAGGGAGGUCAGGAUGGUCAGCUCCAGUAUCUCCCCAGUUCGGGGGUAUACAGCUUUACCUCUAGCCUUUUUGUGGGGGAAAAGAUCAGCGCCUGCCCCCUCAUUUUUUACUAUAACAUGUUGCUAGGUAUAAUUUUAUUUUAUAUAAAAAGUGUUUUUGUGACUCCUCA
This is a messenger RNA of Hipposideros armiger (great roundleaf bat), 3187 nucleotides long. It is a transcript of the gene LOXL3, whose product is annotated as lysyl oxidase like 3. The coding region runs from base 299 to 2713 and encodes 804 amino acids. Gene Ontology annotation, biological process: collagen fibril organization; inflammatory response; peptidyl-lysine oxidation. NCBI's taxonomy places the organism in Eukaryota, Metazoa, Chordata, Mammalia, Chiroptera, Hipposideridae. Gene Ontology annotation, molecular function: copper ion binding; protein-lysine 6-oxidase activity. Gene Ontology annotation, cellular component: membrane. The transcript is spliced from 17 exons. The record is from RefSeq and is a predicted model, not a curated record.